AUGCGUGAGAAUGACGACGGAGGGGAUAAAGAGAGAGCGCCAUCUAUUGAUGGGAGCCGAGAUAGACGGACAGGUCGAGAAGGGAAAGCGCGGGUGAGUCGCGAGGACACCGACCAGAUGAGGUCUCUGAUGGAGCUGGCAAUUAAGAUUGAUGAUGAUGAUGAUGAAGAAGAAGAAGGUGAGAGACGGACUUUCGAUGCGGCGCCGCCCGGCUCUGCUCUCCCCCUCCCCCACCAAUCAUAUCCCCAAGAUCGUCCACCAUUGACGAUCGCCAAGGCACUAGACGCGAUUCGGCAGGUUGUGCCGGAGGAUCAGCUGGCCGGCAGGGCUUAUCGUGUCAUGGGGAUAGCUUCACGCACGGGGAAGCUGCCAUCUGCCGACCCUACGAUAGCCGAGUGA
Molecule: messenger RNA, 399 nt
Organism: Aspergillus costaricaensis CBS 115574
Lineage: Eukaryota; Fungi; Ascomycota; Eurotiomycetes; Eurotiales; Aspergillaceae
Exons: 2
Coding region: 1-399 (132 amino acids)
Source: RefSeq, a predicted model, not a curated record